Molecule: messenger RNA, 2458 nt
Organism: Puntigrus tetrazona (Sumatra barb)
Lineage: Eukaryota; Metazoa; Chordata; Actinopteri; Cypriniformes; Cyprinidae
Gene: rd3
Product: retinal degeneration 3, GUCY2D regulator
Exons: 3
Coding region: 198-851 (217 amino acids)
Source: RefSeq, a predicted model, not a curated record
CCCAUCCCGUCUGCCUUUCAGCUGAUGAUGCAUGUGGCAGAAUAGGCUUGGGGAGCAUUGCUAUAGCAACCGCAAACAGAAAGGCACUUCAGAGCAAUCUCGGAGAGGAAAUGUGACCUAGGCCAUUACACAUCUACAAGCCUCACAAGACAGCAGGAUCACUUCUAAAGGUAAGACUGAAGGUGACAGCGGCGAACAUGUCGUGGUUCAGCUGGAACGAGCCGUACUGCCGGAGCUCCCGACGUGAGCCGUCUGAAGUGGUGACGGACACCCUGAUGCUGGAGCUGAGCUGGCAGAUGAAGGAGGCCGAGAGACAGCAGCGGGAGCGAGACAAUGAGUACCGGCGGCUGAAGAGCGGCGUGGACUACAGCUGGCUCGUGAGCACGCCACGCAGCUCUUAUGACAUCAGCCAAGGAGAGAGACUCGGCCUUGAGGACCUGUGCAGCAAAGUACCACCAUCAUACUGCGGAUCCGUAAUACAGAGGUUUCGGCAGGUGCUGAUGGAGAACGAGCCUGAGGUGCAGGAGGUUUCCGGACUCUUCCGCUCUGUUCUCGUGGACACACUCGAGCGCGUUCACGAGGAGCAGGAGGCCCAGCGUCUGAACCACCAGUGGAACAACAGACGCUCCAUAAGCCUGUCGCUGAUGAGCUUCAAGUCUCGCGUGCGGAUCAACCCUUUCGGCAGCACCUUGGGACUGAAAUCAAACAGCUACGGCUCGGAGGAAGAUGGAGUAGACGUCAAGACUGUGUGCGGGGAUGUCGAGAAAGGCCUCGGUCAGACGACGGAGAAAGCGCAGCGCGUGUGGAGCAUGCCAGAGUUUCGGCACAAGGGAAUCAAUGGGAAAGCUUGAGCGCCCGGGAGCGGGAUUCAGCCGGAUCCGGUCCAGUCAACGACUGUCUGAUAUUCCCAGCAUCGCCUUCGAUGUCAGUGUAUUUAUAUUUCCAAAAGUACGGAGGGAAGAGGUAGGCCUGUGCUGAUGUUGGGAAUAAAACUUAAGCUAAACCUCAAAAGUCAAUAAAAACGCUACAAAGACUACAAUUCAUAAAGCCACGCUUUUCAUUUUUGACUGAAUGUGCAUAUAUGCAGUAAAGCCAGAUAUUUGCCUGAUCACUUAAUAUCAGAUUCGGUUUGUACGAGUUAUUCUGAAAUAAUACAGUUGCUGUGAACUUUGUAAAAAAACGACCCUUCUGUUUUACAUUGAAUAUAAUAAAAAAAUAGGCUAUAAUAUUCAAGUGCAGGUCAACUCUUCAGCUUUUCAGAGCAGGUGGUGCUGUAUAUGGUGUGGAAAUGUUCAGAUGCUUGUGACUGGUAGAUUUUUACUUAUUUAUUUAUUGCUUGUUGUAUGGCAGGUUUGUUACGGAUGUGCAAACGUAUAAGUGGUCGCGAAAAAUAUUUAAUUUUAAUUACUUCGUCAACCGAGUUACAAUCAGCGUAACUAGAAUGUAAAUGUACGAAACCAAUAAAGGUUUUAAUUUCAUUGUGCUGAAAAAAAAAAUAAAGAAUCAUGCACUUUUGCUUCUAGAGUUUGUGCUUCUGAAUAUGCACCUUACAUUUUAUUGCCUCUUUGUUUUCCGAAACCCAUUUCUGAAAAAAAAAAGCCAUUAUACCUUUCGCGUUCUUUCUAAAGAGUAAAAGCCCGACCUUUCCUUUUUCAUAAUAAUGUUCCAUGCAAAAACUGCAACUUGGAGUUUUUAAGAUUUGAGUUAAGGUCUAUGAUUAUGCAUUUAGAGCGAGCGUCGCUUCUCUAAAGUUUCUUAUAGUUAGUAGAAUAUCUAAUGUUGACUAUCCGAAUAAAGCGUAACCCCAAUUUCAAAUUAUUGUUCAUGAUGUAUGUGGUGUCAAAGCCUUUUUGAGACACUAUAAAAUAAAGGACACAAACAGGAAAUUUAUUUAACAGUAUUGUCAUCGGUAUGGGCAGAUGCAUGGGACUCACAAAGGCAGAUCAUAAGCUUUCAACUACCUGCUAAUGGCGCCUCUGCAUUUGGCUCAGCACGGAAACACAGCAAUGAUCAUCGGAUAACAAGAAAUACACCACUGGAACAACACAACUACAAUGUUGUUUUAAAUUGUUUUUGAGAUAUACAAGCUUCACGACUCUCCCCGGUCACAGACUGCACACGCAUGAUUCACAUCCUUCCGAACAAUCCCGCUCAGAUCUGGACUGAUUCUGUUUAUCAUGCACUUGAGGUCCGCAUUUGAAAAAAUACAAGUAUACUUGUGUAUUUUACAAUUUCAGUAACAUGUAAACAAUGUUACGUCCAAGCUACAAUUCCCAUAGGGUACAGUUCAUGAGACAUGAAAUAAGUAUUUGGGGACAAAUUCUGGAAUUUAAAAAUGGUAAGGAGCUAUCGACAUAUAACGUCAGGCAACAACAUUAAUAGUUGAAGAUGGUCUUUCCCUGAGUGGCGGUCAGGCGAAUAAAAAAAAAAAAAAAAAAAAAAAAAAAGAUGUCUGGUU